UUCUCACAGAUCACACCCUGGCAGGUAAUGGCUAUGGAAAAUGACUCUUCAGUGACAGAGUUCAUCCUGGUAGGAUUUACAGACCGACCUCAGCUCCAGUUACCCCUUUUCUUUCUCUUUUUACUGAACUAUGUGGUCACUAUGGUAGGAAAUUUGAGCCUAGUUAAUCUAAUAUGCCUGAAUUCUCACCUGCACACUCCCAUGUACUUUUUCAUCUUCAACUUAUCCUUCAUAGAUUUCUGCCACUCUUUGGUCAUUACCCCUAAAAUGCUGAUGAGCUUUGUGUCAGAGAAGAACAUCAUUUCCUUUACAGAAUGCAUGACUCAGCUGUUUUUCUUCUGUUUCUUUGUGCAUUCUGAGUGCUAUGUGUUGACAGCCAUGGCCUAUGAUCGCUACGUGGCCAUCUGUAAACCUCUGGUGUACACGGUCACCAUGUCCCCUCAGGUCUGUUCUCUGCUGAUGUUUGCUUCUUAUGUGAUGGGGUUUGCUGGUGCCAUGAUCCACACAGGGGACAUGGUCAGAUUGUCCUUUUGUGAUUCUAACAUCAUCAACCAUUACAUGUGUGACAUCUUCCCCCUCCUCCAGCUCUCCUGCAGUGGCACCUAUGCCAGUGAGUUGCUGAAUUCCAUUAUUGUGAGCACAGUUGUCAUAAUAUCCGGCUUCAUUAUUUUCAUUUCUUAUGCUUUGGUCCUGUCCAAUGUCCUCCACAUCUCAUCAGCUCAGGGUUGGCCCAAAGCCUUCAGCACCUGUGGCUCCCACAUAGUAACUGUGGGUCUGUUCUAUGGGUCUGGGUUGUUCACACAUCUCAAGACCUCUCCUUCUGAUUCUGUGGACCAGGGGAAGUUCUCAGUAUUUUACACCAAUGUAAUACCCAUGUUGAACCCCCUCAUCUAUAGUCUAAGGAACAAGGAUGUCAAAUGUGCUCUGAAAAAAACCCUGAAGAGAAUUGCAAACUAA
Molecule: messenger RNA, 957 nt
Organism: Panthera uncia (snow leopard)
Lineage: Eukaryota; Metazoa; Chordata; Mammalia; Carnivora; Felidae
Product: olfactory receptor 143-like
Exons: 1
Coding region: 28-957 (309 amino acids)
Biological process (GO): G protein-coupled receptor signaling pathway; sensory perception of smell
Cellular component (GO): membrane
Molecular function (GO): olfactory receptor activity; G protein-coupled receptor activity; odorant binding
Source: RefSeq, a predicted model, not a curated record